Molecule: messenger RNA, 4404 nt
Organism: Pteropus alecto (black flying fox)
Lineage: Eukaryota; Metazoa; Chordata; Mammalia; Chiroptera; Pteropodidae
Product: zinc finger protein 260
Exons: 4
Coding region: 179-2290 (703 amino acids)
Source: RefSeq, a predicted model, not a curated record
UGCCCAGUUCUUCCUAGUGACCAUCCCAACUGUCACUCAGACCACGGAACCUGCAACUGGCCAAUCAGGAAACCCAAAUGUAGAGGAUGUGGUGGUCUUUGCCGACGUGGCUGUGAACUUCACCCGGGAAGAAUGGGCUUUGCUGGAUAAUUCUCAGAGGAGGCUGUACCGAGAUGUGAUGCUGGAGACCUGCCGGAACCUGGCCUUCGUGGGUUGUUACACUGAAGUUAAAAUCUCUGGAUCAUGUUCUCAGAAGAAUAUUUUGGACAAUAACAUAGCCAAUAAAGAGAAAACAGUAAGAUUUACAAGAAAUGAUUCUUGGUCAGUUUGGGGUGAAAACCAGACACUUAAUGACAAUGGAAAUCAGCCUGUAACCCAGGAGACGCCGUGUAGUUUUAACAGGAAUCAUUUACUGGAGAACCUCCGUGAAACUAGUAAAGGUAGUCAAUGUGGAGACACCUUGAAUGCAGUUACAGAUCAUCCCCUGCAUGAGAAACAUGUGAACAAAGUUAAUGUUUGUGAAAGUACCACGUCUGGAAAAGUCCCCGUGCAGUGUUCAUCUUCUCAGAAUCGGGAUAAAUCUCAAACAGGAUACAGACCUAAUUCAAGUGAAGAAAGUGGCAAAGUCUUGAGGUUUUCUUCAUCCCUGCAAGAACAUGUGAUCACAGGCAUGGGAGACAAACCAUAUGUGUGUAAGGAAUGUGGAAAAUCCUUUUCUUGUCCAUCCAAACUUCAAGUCCAUGUUAGAAUGCACACUGGAGAGAGACCCUAUGAAUGUGAGCAGUGUGGAAAAGCCUUCCGUCAGAGAUAUUACCUUCAGUAUCAUGUGAGAAUACAUACUAUGGAAAAACCCUAUGAAUGUAAGGAGUGUGGAAAAGCCUUCCACCUUUAUGCCUCCUUUUGGAGACAUGUAAUUUCACAUACUGGAAAGAAACCCUAUAUAUGUGACCAGUGUGGGAAAGCCUUCAGGCUGCGAGAAUGGCUUCAGUCGCAUGUGAGAACACACACUGGGGAGAAACCCUAUAAAUGUAAGGAGUGUGCAAAAGGUUUUUCUACAUUGUCUUCUUUACGAGGUCAUGUGAGAACGCACACAGGGGAGAGACCCUACAAAUGUAAGGAGUGCGGAAAAGGUUUUUGUGCAUCCUCAUCUUUACGAAAGCAUGUGAGAACACACUCAGGAGAUAAACCCUACAAAUGUGAGCAGUGUGGAAAAGCUUAUAGUCAGCGAUACUCUCUUAAAUUACAUGAAAAAAAAAUACACACUGGGGAGAAACCCUAUGUAUGUAAGGAAUGUGGAAAAGCCUUCAGGCAUUAUUCUACUUUCCAUACACAUGAAACAGCACAUACUGGAAAGAAACCCUAUGAAUGUGAACAAUGUGGAAAGGCCUUUUGGUGGCAACGUUACCUACAGACACAUGUGAGAACACACACUGGGGAGAAACCCUAUGAAUGUGAACACUGUGGAAAAGCCUUUGGUGGACGACGCUAUCUCCAGAGACAUGUGAGAACACACACUGGGGAGAAACCCUAUCAAUGUGAACAGUGUGGAAAAGCCUUUGGUAUGCGACGCUACCUUCAGACACAUGUGAAAACACACACUGGGGAGAAACCCUACAAAUGUGAGCAGUGUGGGAAAGCUUAUAGUCAUCGAGUCUCCCUUAAGUUACAUGUACAAAGACACACUGGGGAGAAACCAUAUGAAUGUAAGGAGUGUGGGAAAGCCUUCGUGCAUAAUUCCACCCUCCAUGCUCAUGCCAAAGCACAUACUGGAGAGAAACCUUAUGUAUGUGGACACUGUGGUAAAGCCUUUAACCAUAAAUCAAUUCUCUAUAAACAUGUAAGUGCACAUACUGGAAAGAAACCCUAUGAAUGUGAAUGGUGUGGAAAAGCCUUCUAUCAGAGAUACUCACUUCAGUCACAUAUGAGAAUACACACUAUGGAGAAACCCUAUGAAUGUAAAGAGUGUGGGAAAGUGUUCCGCCAUCAGUUCUCCCUUCGUAGACAUGCGAUCUCACAUACUGGAAAGAAACCCUAUGAAUGUGACCAGUGUGGGGAAGCCUUCACACAGAAAUCCUCCCUUCAGUCACAUGCAAGAACACACACUGGGAAGAAAGUCUGUAAAUGUAAGGAGUGUGGGAAAGGCUUUUCUUCUUUGUCCUCUUUACGAGGUCAUAUGAGAACGCACACAGGGGAGAGACCCUAUAAAUGUAAGGAAUGUGGAAAAGGUUUUUGUUUAUCCUCUUCUUUGCGAAAGCAUGUGAGAAUGCACUCAAGAGAUAAAUCCUGCUAAUAUGAGCAGUGUGGGAAAGCCUUUUACUGUAAAUCUACCUUUAUAAACAUGGAAGUGCACAUACUGGAAAGAAACCCUAUGAAUUUGAACAGUGGAAAAGCCUUUGGGCAGCAAUGGUACCUUCAGACAUAUGUGAGAAUACACACUAUGGACAAACCCUAUGAAUGUAAAGAGUGUGGGAAAGCCUUCCAUCAUCAGUCCUUCUUUUGCAAAAAUGCAGUUUCACAUACUGGAAAGAAAUCCUAUGAAUGUGACCAGUGUGAGAAAUCCUUCGCACAGUGAGUCCCUUCAGUCGAAUGUAAGUAUGCACACUGGGGAGAAACUCUAGGCUUUUCUUCUUUGUCCUCUUUACGAGGUCAUAUGACAAUGUACUCAGGAGAUAAACCCUACAAAUGUGAGCAUUGUGGGAAACCUUAUAGUAAUUGAGUCUCCCUUAAGUAACAUGUAGAAAUACACACUGGGGAGAAAUCGAAUGAAUGUAAGGAGUGUGGGAAAGCAUUAACGCAUAAGUCCACUCUCCAUGCACAUGCCAAAGCACAUACUGGAGAAAAACCUUAUGUGUAUGAGCACUGUGGGAAACUCUUGAACUGUAAAUCAAUUCUGUAUGAACAUGCAAGUGCACGUACUGGAAAAAAACUAUGAAUGGGAACGGUGUGGAAAAGCCUUUGGGUGACAAGAUCACGUGAAAAUAUACACUUGGGAGAAACCCUAUAAAUGUGAGCAUUGUGGAAUGCAUUCACGCAAUGAGAAUCCUUUCAGGCACGUACAACAAUACACACUGAAACCCUAUGAAUGUCAGCAUUGAGGGAAAGCUUUCAGGUUUUCCACAUUUCUGCAAAAUCAUUUGAUGAUACAAUUCUGAAUACAAGUACUGUAGAAGAACCUUUCUCCCUUAAAAUCUUAUGAUCAACAUGAACAAUCGCACUAUCAAAAAACUUUAUAACUGGAAAGAAUGUAGGCUACCCUUCAGCAUUUCACUUAUUUUUGUACAUGGAAACUCAGCAGAACAGAACUCUAAUGAUACAAAUAAAAUUUGCCUCUGUAAGUGCCUCAUUGUUAAUAGGUACCCACUGUAUUUCUAGCUCAUAUUGCUGAUCUAAACUCUUUAUGUAUAUAUCCUUCACCUCUUCUUCCAUCUCUACUACAUUUAUUAUGUUUAAGUAACUGUCCAAUUACAUAAAACUUGCCUCAUUUCUACUACAGUUUCUUAUGGACUCUGAUAAAUGGGGUUUUGUUUGUUUUUAUGUGCAAUUUGAUGUACUUUUAGAUAAAAGUUUAUUUCAUUCUCACUUUUGUUACAUUUCUAAUAUGUGAAUCUUACAUGAGACGUAUAUUGUCGAAGUUACUGUUCUGGUCCACUGCUGCAGAUACUAGAGAAUUCUGACUCAAUUUCUAUCCUCCCUUUUAGAUUUUAUAGCCGAAAGACAUAUCUCUCACAUUUGUUGCUAGCGACAGCCACACGUGUUCUUUGCAGAAGUUAGUAAUUGUGGAAAGAUUUUAGAGCAGACAGUCACAUGAGAUUAUGUUCACAAUUUGGUCUCUGUUCAUUGUUUUUAAUCUUGAUUGGACUUAGGCUGGAUGCAUUGUGUUGCAAAGAGAAAGCUUCAGACACAGAAGUGAAAGCUGGUGUUUAGAUGUUUCCACAAAUUGUGUAGUCACACUUAGUGAAGUGGGAACCUUUAUCCAUUGUCCUGCUCUUUUUACUGAGGUAAAAAUUAUGAGAAGAAAGAGUAAUAUGAUGUUUAGAGGGCAGUUAUAAGAAGUCAUGACUUCCAGUUCUUUUAUACCAUCAGGACACAUUGAUGCAUUGAAACGUAUUUGGCCAGAGUUACAGCACAUUUUUUUUUAAACCUCUUUGCUCUACUUGUCUGGAACAGUUUCAUCUAAAACCAUGGUUGGUAUUUGUUUCCUCUUAGGAGAUUGCACAGUCUAUUUCACCACCAUGGACCUUCUGUGGUUUCCACGCUCACACAGGGCAUUGCAUUUCUUUGUAGCUCUUUGUUGUCCAUUAAGUCACCAGGACAGCAGACCAUUCUGGAGCCUUAUUUAAAUGUAUUCAAUCAUAGAACAGGACUUUACUCCACUGGAUAAUAAAAUGUUACUGUUAAAAUAAG